UGCGGCGUAGUCCUUUCUGUGCCGCUCUCCUGCGCUACAUCGCUUCACGCGCGCCAAAUUCGAUCAUACCAUUGGCGAUAUCCUGGUGUGGACAGCUCAUCUCGUCCUGGGCAAGAUGGCACGCAUGGCAGGCGCCGCGCUUGAGGGAUCCGGAGAGGGCACAAGAGCAGGACAGACUGUCGAGCCACGGGCGAGCUUCUUGGUUUGCAAUCCAUCUUCAAUGCACGGUGUGCCGUUACAUUCAUUUCCAUGGGCGGCACAAUGCUCUUCAUAUUAUCACUCGGCUUCUAUUCUUUCGCAAUCUCUCCAAGCGUCACGUCUGCGUCCCCGUGUUCAGAUCCGACACCCAUAGCACUGCCAACUACUAAUGUACAUUUAUCUAAUGGCAAGUCAAUGCGAGGCAUCCCAGCUUCCAUCGGAACACCCGAGCAGCACUUCUCCUUCAUGAUCCAUGCAUAUCUCAACGACACCUGGGCCUACAACUCUAGCUCACCAUUCUGUUUCGACAAUUCGACGGAGGCACAAUGUCUGAUUCAGCGAGGAGGCUUCUAUGAUCCGAAAUCCUCAUCAACAUUCGAAGCCAAACUUGGCGUGCACGAGGCUGGAGGAGAUCCAAGCGAUGUCGCACGAGCUAUAGGCACUCACAUCUGGUUUAGCGACUGGUUCACAGAUCGUUUUGCUCUGGCAAAUACCUCGCUCGAGCAUUUCCCGAUUGGAAUGCCAGGCUUCGACUUUGGAGGACGUUUCGACACACAGAACAAUAUAGGCUUAGGACAGAAUUCCACGAUACUCAAGGCACUCAAGAAUUCGGGACGCAUCUCUUCCCGAUCCUGGUCGUACUGGUAUGGUAUAGAAAGCGCAACGAGUUCAGCAGCAAAGGAUGGCCAGAUUGUGUUCGGAGGUUACGACGCAGCGAAAGUCACAGGCCAGAACUUCACACAGCCACUCGGCAAGCCAUCUCCUGCCUGUCUGUCAGGCAUGUCUGUGAUUGUGACUGGCCUGGGCCUCGACUUUCCCAAUGGCACCAAAGCUGACCUGCUGGCUGGUUCCUCGUUCUCAGCUUGCUUCCAACCAGACUUCCCAGAAGUUAUGAACAUACCGAGCGUAUACUGGGACCGCUUGAUUGAGUCCACCAACACAGUCCCGUACGACAAUAGCUCGCUUGGUGUACAUUGGUUUGCGCCGACUUGGAACCCGCAGGCUGUCUACGCAGGCGACCUCACAAUCAGUCUUAGCAAUGGAUUCAGCACCACCAUACGCAAUGAUGCACUGGUUCUACCGGAUCAAUACGUUGAUCCUUCGGGUGCUCUCGUGUCAAAUUCUUCGGCAUCCACAAUUCUUAUGGCCCCACUAGAGAACGUCAAUUCCAACGACGUUCCCAUUAUCGGAAAAGAAUUCUUCUCGUCUGCGUAUAUGAUGGUAGACCUUGACGCCAGUACUUACACACUGUGGCAAGUCAACGAUACCACCGAAACGCGACUCAUAUCCGUGGGUGGCAGUUGCUCAGAGCAUAUCGAAAUUAACAGCAAUGAUACUGCGCCCCCCACAGCCACCGCCACUGGUGCAGCUUCCACUGGUACAAAGGUUGCAAAGUCUGGGAAUGCAUUCUCCGCCGGGGCACUAGUCGGCAUUGUCGUGGGCAGUGCCGUUGGUGCCAGUGUCAUCGCUGCCGUUGCUGUGCUCGUGGUCAUGAGACGAAGGCGAAAUAAGAUAACAAGUGCUACUGAACUGACACCUGCGAGUGGACAAGUGUUCGAUCAAAGUCGCUCUGGACCUCCAUCAUACCAGGAUCAUCGAGGACACGGUUAUGGGCUAGCAGAAGUCCCUGCAGUAGAUGCAGUUCCUUACGAGUUGACUGGCUUUCACAAACCGCAAGAACUGUCAAAUAGGCGCACGAUGAGAUACGAGCUUGGUUCAUAGACAUUUGGUCAGGCAGACACUGAUACAUUUUCCGCCAGCAUAGUCCCGCUUUUAUAUUCUUGCGUUCGAGGAUGUCUUUAUGAGCUUCAACCUUUCCAUAUGCCGACUACUCAGACAGUGCGAAGAUAUGGGUACACUUUUCAAGAAACAUCAAAGAGGACGGCCUCCAUAUUUCAACACUCCACGACAUUCUUCCUUCCCUAGACAGGCGUACCAACUACCCUAAAAGGAUGCGCCUCAGUAUUAUACACCCAAGUAUUCUUCAACCCCGUCCUACUAUCCUGCACAUGCAUCUCACUCCUAUCAUCUUCCAGAUGUGCCAGCCAGGUAUACUCAAAAACUUCCGCGAAAAGGAAACUCUCCUGCUGGUCCAAUUUCUUUCCCCCUCCAGGUAAAUUCACGUCUUGGAUAGCACUGAAUCCCGUCUCGGUCUUGCAAUGCGUCGUAAUCGCUUCGAAGGCUUCCCAGAUCCAUUCCCUAUAUUUCGG
Messenger RNA from Pseudocercospora fijiensis CIRAD86, 2408 nucleotides. RefSeq lists its product as uncharacterized. Lineage: Eukaryota; Fungi; Ascomycota; Dothideomycetes; Mycosphaerellales; Mycosphaerellaceae. The coding region runs from base 250 to 1920 and encodes 556 amino acids. The record is from RefSeq and is a predicted model, not a curated record. The transcript has 4 exons.